Messenger RNA from Athene cunicularia (burrowing owl), 1975 nucleotides. It is a transcript of the gene PDGFD, whose product is annotated as platelet derived growth factor D. Gene Ontology annotation, molecular function: platelet-derived growth factor receptor binding; growth factor activity. The transcript is spliced from 8 exons. Gene Ontology annotation, biological process: positive regulation of cell migration; positive regulation of phosphatidylinositol 3-kinase/protein kinase B signal transduction; positive regulation of MAP kinase activity. The coding region runs from base 1 to 1083 and encodes 360 amino acids. The record is from RefSeq and is a predicted model, not a curated record. Gene Ontology annotation, cellular component: membrane. NCBI's taxonomy places the organism in Eukaryota, Metazoa, Chordata, Aves, Strigiformes, Strigidae.
AUGGGACAGUUCAGUGCCUUGGAAGAGCUGUUCAACUUGGAUUCUGCAGAGCUGCACCAGCCGCUACAUUUCAGCGCUGAUGUUGAGAGCAAUCACCUCACAGACUUGUACCGAAAAGAAGAGACCAUCAGUGUGGCAGGGAAUGGCUGCGUCCACAGUCCUCGCUUCCCCAGCAGUUACCCCAGGAACCUCCUGCUGACAUGGCGACUCCACUCCCCAGAGAGCACCAGGAUCCAGCUGGCUUUUGAUAAUCAGUUUGGACUGGAGGAGCCUGAAAAUGAUAUCUGCAGGUAUGACUUUGUGGAAGUGGAAGAUGUAUCAGAGACCAGCACAGUUAUACGAGGACGGUGGUGUGGACACAAGGAGGUACCUCCAAGAAUAACAUCAAGAACAAAUCAGAUAAAGAUAACCUUCAAAUCCGAUGACUACUUUGUGGCUAAACCUGGAUUCAAGAUCUGUUACUCCCUUGUGGAUGAUUUCCAGCAUGCAGCCUCAGAAACCAACUGGGAGUCAGUCACAAGCUCUGUCUCAGGGGUAUCCUAUCCCUCUCCAUCAGUGACUGACCCUACGCUCACAGCAGAAGCACUGGAUCAGACCAUUGCUGCAUUUGACACGGUGGAGGAUCUGCUCAAACACUUUAACCCAGACUCCUGGCAAGAAGAUCUUGAGAAUUUGUACACAGACAGUGGCCACCAUUAUCGAGGCAGGAGCUACCAUGACAGGAAGUCCAAAGUUGACCUGGACAGGUUGAAUGAUGAUGUGAAACGUUACAGUUGCACUCCGAGAAACUACUCUGUCAAUUUAAGGGAGGAACUGAAGCUGACAAAUGUAGUUUUCUUCCCCCGCUGCCUCCUUGUCCAGCGCUGUGGAGGAAACUGUGGCUGUGGGACUUCGAACUGGAAAUCCUGCACGUGCAUGUCAGGGAAAACAGUGAAAAAAUAUCAUGAGGUGCUGAAAUUUGUCCCUGAGGCUGGGCAUCCCAGAAGAAGAGGCAGAACCAGAAACAACAUGGCCUUAGUAGAUAUACAGCUGGAUCAUCAUGAGCGUUGUGAUUGUGUCUGCAGUUCAAGACCUCCUCGAUAAAAAUAAAAAUAAAUAAAUAGGAGGAAAAAACCAAGACACACUAAUUGCAGUUUACUGGACAUUUACUUUUAAGCAGGAUUGCUCUGAGGACCUUUACUCACUAAUCAUUUGAACUUUGCUACUAGCCUGCCUUUGCAAUUAGCAAAAAUGAUUGCUGUGUUUCAGCAUGGCUGCGCUGAUUAGUGCCAUGGCAGCUAUACAGGUAUAUCAUAGAUUUAUGUAUCAGCAUCCAAGAAUAUAGGAUUAUGGUUAUCUGUAGCUAGAUUCUGAAGGUUGAGAUUUUCAAAGCUCACUUAUAGUCCUUAGGCACACAAUGAAAUUAAACACCAGCUGUGUAUGUAUUUGUGGUAGCUGGCAGUAAAAUAGCAUUGUGUUUCUAUUUCUCACUCACCAGUUCCUGCACUCAAAUUCUGCUGCCAUUUCUACCUGCUUAGCUCUCCUGAUGGUCAGCAGGGUUUUGUGGGUAUAAAUGAAGUGAGAAUUUGAGCUUGUAUUGAGUGUAAAAUGGUUUGUCCCACUCUGAGAGGGAACUUCCCAGUGUUCCAGCCCAACAAAGUGAGAUACAAUGAGGAAAAUCCAUCACCACAUGAAAUAACGCACCAGUAAAUUCAAAUCUCACUGUUUGUACUUGAGCAAAUCAUGUGCUGAAAUUAGUAGAUGCUUUGCAUAAGCCGGGACACUGGUGGCAGUAGGGGGUUGCGGAGGCUGGUACUUUUGCCAUGGUGACUCCACAGGAGCCAUUGCCCAGGCUCUUCUGCAAGAGGGGGCUUCUGCCAGGUCCCCAAGUAAAUUGCUGUGGGCUGGGGCCGAUUCUGGUCUUUACUGACCUGGACUGGACUCCUGCCCCUUGCCCAGAGCUGCCCACAGUUGCCCAGGAGGAGCCUCCUCUACA